Messenger RNA from Pelagomonas calceolata, 2270 nucleotides. The record is from the annotation of a GenBank genome assembly. NCBI's taxonomy places the organism in Eukaryota, Pelagophyceae, Pelagomonadales, Pelagomonadaceae.
CGACUCUUUGUCUGGCGAGAUCACGGGGCGCCUUUGGCGGCGGCUAAUAUUGCACGCCAAAUGCCUGCUGAGAACGCGCAGGAGGCGAACCAAACUAUAAAGGCAGCCGUACGUCCCAGUGAGUUGCCAGUUAGCUCUACCAAGCAGCACUGAGGCUUGCGCCACGAGUAAGGCCCUUAACCACCACACUCCCGAGCAGCUGCUUACCCAAAGCGCGCGAAAGUCGCAUAAACUCGAGCCUAUUGGGCCUCUGCUUCCCACCAUGGUGCGCAGGCGGCAUCGCUGCGCCGCCGCGGCCAUCGUCGCGGCAUCCCUGCGCCCCGCGGCGGCGCUGCUCGCGCCGCCGCGCCUCUUGCACCGCCGCAGCACAGCAAGGAACGUGCUCGCGGACCCGCCCGAAGAAGUAGAGACGGCCAUCGAAGCUCUACUGCAGGGCGCCGCCGUCACGACGACAGAUACGGCCUUUGAGUUCGUCGAGCAACCCCCCGAUGUGCAUGAGGGCGAGCUCGCGACCGCGGAGGCCACGGUAGAAGCUCUAUUGCAGGGUUCGACCUCCGACGAGACGAUCCAAGUGUAUGAAUCGAUGGAGGCGAUCGCGGAGGUGGACGAACGGAAAAGUACCGAGGCCGUCGAGGAGAUGCCGUUGCCGGAGUUGGAGAGGGAGAUCCUCGUCGAGGACGACGAUCUGUUGAGGGAGGUCGACCAGGACGACACGCUGUGGUCGCUGGUCGAAGAUCUGCCGGUCGUGGCGGACCCGAUCCUCGCGGCGGUCGCGCCGGACGUCGCCGUCGAAGCCGACGAGGACGCGAUAACACGGAGAAAAGUGAGGAUGCGCGCCCUACCUUUGUUCGUGGUCUGGCUCGCGGCGCCGACGCUAUCGUUGAUCGACACGGCGGUCGUCGGGCGCUUCGCGAAGGGCCCUGCUGCCGCCGCGGCGCUCGCGCCGGCCGUGUCCUUCUCCGAUUCUCUAGCCUAUCUGAUGACGUUUUUAGCUAUCAAGACGACGUCGAGGGUCGCUACUUAUGUGGCGAAUCACGACGGCCGAGGGGCUCGCUUAGCCGCACGAGAAGGCCUCUGGCUGUCGGCCAUUGUCGGUAGUCUGAUGGCCCUGUCCGGGGAACUCGGCGGCGCCGCCGGGACCCUGAGGAGCGUCUAUGUCACGGGACGGACCGCGGCGGUCCUAGCUCCGGCGACGACGUACUGUAGGAUACGGGGCGCAGCCAUGCCAUUGCAACUGAUGUGGCAGACGGCGCAGGCGGCGUCGAUCGCGCGCGGCGACGCGACGGCUCCGUUACGAGCCUGCGGCUGGGCGGCGUUGUUCAAUGUCGUCGGGGAUAUAGUGCUGGUGGCCGGUUUGGGCCUUGGCGUCGCCGGCGCAGCCUUAGCGACGGCCCUGUCGAUGCUCGUUGGGUGUGCAGCACAGCUACGUUCAUUGAACAAACUGGAAACAACCGAAAGGCUGCAGGAGGCUGUGUUUCAGAACGACCAGCUCGAUCCAGCUGGAUGUGACAGAGCGCUGGAAAAGGAAGCAAGGCCUUCCCUCGGGGCGCUCUGCCGGUUGUUCGGGGACGCCCUACCCAUCUUCGCGACGCUCUUCUCGAAAACGGUGGUAGGUGUGGUCUUGGUCGCGGCGGCCGCUGGGGCUUCUUUAGCCGAGUUGGCCUCCCAUCAAAUAGCCAACGGGUUGUUCUUAUUGUUUGCACCGUUCGCGGAUGCUUUGAGCGCCGCCUCGCAGUCCCUGGCGCCGCGCGCGCUGCGACGAGCGAAGCAGCGGCCGCGCGUCGUGCUCUCCACUGUGCUGAGAGAAACAGGCGUCGCCGCCACCGUCGCCUUCGGCCUGACCUGGGGCUUGGCCGCGUGCGGCGGGUCGCUGUUCUCGGCGAACCCCUUCGUGCACGCGACACUUGCAAAGCUGGGGCCGUGGAUCGGCGCCUCCCUCGGCGUUUAUGUCUUGAACACGGUCUUCGAGGGGACGCUGUUCGCGUUCGGCCACGCGCGGUGGAUUGGAGCGCUCAUGCCGUUCAACGCUCUGGCCGUGGCCGUGGCCCUGCUCUCGAAGAGCGUGCGCGGCACGCCGGAGACGUGCUUGAUCCGGUCGUGGAUCGUCUUCGUGGCCUACCAGGUCUGGCGCGUGCCGCAGCUUGCUUUAAUAGCGCGCAUGCCCAAGGACGUCCUCGCGUCGACGUCGGACGACUAGCGCGAAGAGCGCUCUUUCUUUUUCGCCCCGCUGUAGUGGUGUCUCCGAGAAAAUAAGUAUAUUGUACAUUUUA